Messenger RNA from Pelobates fuscus (common spadefoot toad), 923 nucleotides. It is a transcript of the gene PRL, whose product is annotated as prolactin. Gene Ontology annotation, biological process: response to nutrient levels; positive regulation of receptor signaling pathway via JAK-STAT; positive regulation of cell population proliferation. The coding region runs from base 46 to 735 and encodes 229 amino acids. The record is from RefSeq and is a predicted model, not a curated record. Gene Ontology annotation, molecular function: hormone activity. Gene Ontology annotation, cellular component: extracellular region. The transcript is spliced from 5 exons. Lineage: Eukaryota; Metazoa; Chordata; Amphibia; Anura; Pelobatidae.
GUCAACUAGAGUAGAGCUGUCCUCUGGUGACUGACUUUGCCAAUAAUGACAAACAUGAUGAGCCCAAUAGUGAAAGGUGUAAUGGUUGUUAUGAUAGCUGGGUCCCAUUUAUUACUGGAAAGAAACUGGGUAGCUUCCCAUCCAAUUUGUGCAAGAGAUGGUACCAACUGCCUAAUGACUACAGGAGAACUCUUUGACCGUGCUGUUGGCCUCUCACAUUAUAUUCAUACACUAUCUGCUGAAAUGUUCAAAGAUUUUGAUGAACAGUUUGCUCCAAGUCGAAGGUUCCCAAAAUCUGUAAUGAGAUGUCACACCGCUUUAUUAAACACACCUGAAGACAAAGAGCAAGCUCAAAAAAUUCAACAUGAACACUUGCUAAACUUAGUGAUGAGGGUUCUGAGAUCCUGGAAUGAUCCACUACUCCACAUGGUUUCUGAAGUGCAAGGUAUCCGAGAAGCACCAGACACAAUAUUAUUGAAAGCUGUACAAGUCGAAGAGCAAACCAAACAGCUCUUAGAAGGAAUGGAACAGAUUAUUGGAAGGAUUCAUCCAGGUGAUGUAGAGAAUGAACUUGAUUCACUGUGGUCUGGCCCUCCAAUCUCAAACUCAGCUGAUGAGAAUUCUCGUCUCUUUGAAUUUUACAACUUGCUUCAUUGCCUUCGUCGGGAUUCACACAAGAUUGAUAACUACUUAAACCUUCUGAAAUGUCGCCUUUUCCAUGACAAUAAUUGUUAAGCUUCUUUUCUAUUCUACAUGCAUUGCUUGAUCACUAGGAAACGAAGGAUGUCUUCUUAUUUAGCAAUGAAAUUAAAUCAGAUAUGUUGCUAUAUAUAAAUGAAGCUUCAGGUUAGCAAUUUAAAACCAUAGCAACUUUUAACUAAAAUUGUUAAAUAACACUGUCACUAACACUUUUAGAAUGUAUU